CUAGAAGAUCUCCAAGGUCCCUUCCAACUCUGUUACUCUAUAUUCUGGUUGCCAUUUCCCCUCUCCCACUGAGCAUCAUGAUCACCAACAGAGAAAAACAGCCAACUGUUCUUAAGGUGGGGUGGGAGGAGGAUCGGUAUGCCUAGGUGGUUGCUUCGAAUGGGCUGUGUUGUCGCUUGGCUGUGAAACAGCACUACAGGGUGUCCAGAAAUAGCCUGGCUGACACCUGCAGAGGAAAGUGGGCACAAGAAAGUUAAAACAAUUAAAGUUAAAGCACAACCAUGCAGUUGUAAGCCCACUUCUUUUGGCAUGUGUUCCACAAAAAUGGGUUAAAGCAGACUGCAUAGUUGUGGCUGACAUUUUGACUUUUUCAACCCCCACGGAUGCCCCUGAUGAUGCUGGCAGCAAGUGACCAUAGCUAGUAUUGGAAAUAGCCAAAAUGGCAUUCACCCCAUCCCUGUAACAUAAACAGUAUUAAAAAAAAAAAUCAUGCAAAACCCUGUGUUGGCAGAAGCAGGAGAAAAUCUGCAAUGCAUUCAUGAUGGACAUAAUCAGCAAGACAGAAGUUGUGUAUUUGGAAUAGCAGCCAAAGCCAGGGCAACAGUUUGUUAUCUAACAAUUGUCAUUCAUAGUAUGUUAUUGAGGUAUGCAAAAUAAUAACACUUCCCCACCGAAGCCUUCAUUUUUCUAUGCAUCUGUUUGUCACAAAAUAUUCACUAAACACAAGCAUUAUAGGAACAAUGAUUCUUAACUAAUAAUACUAUUUGUCCAGGGGCACUCUACCCUACUAAUACUAUCCUAUAGUAUGUGUGUGUACAUGUGUACACACACACACACACACACACACUUCAGAACUAUAGCAUCUCAAGCCUUUCUGUGUACUGAGAAAAUGCAAGACAUGGAUUUUGGUUUCCUUUGCAUAUUCAUAGGCUCCUCAAACUGGUUGGCUGUUCAUGAUUUCCCUCACUCCCUAUUUGUGACUCUGAUAUUGUGAUCACUGGGUGGUCUUUGUUGACAACUCUGCCCCUUUCUUAUUUAACAGCAGGCUUCAGAUGCUUUCAAAGGAGAAGGAAGCCAAGAUUCCUAGCUAAUUAAAAUAUAAAAAACAAAGUCCCAAGGCACCUCUGCUCUCAAAAUCAAAAGCUGUAUCUCCCUCUACAAUUUUCACUGUUUUACUGGAUAUCAAUUCAUUGUCCUGAAAGAAGAAAGAGUUAUGAAUGUGAAUAGUAUUGCUAAUCAAUAUAAUUAUAUUCCUAGUUCUAUAUGUGUAGAUGGACAAAAAGGAGAGUUUUGUACUGAAGGAAAUUAUUCUUUUCGCCCUCCUUAUUAUGAAUCGAUUAUAUCUCAUCUUCUUAAUCAGUCAGAAGUAAAUAGUGAGCUAGAUAUAAGCUUUCUUCUCCCCUGCUCACAGAAAGCUGAGCACCCAUCUUCUAGGGAAGCUAUUGCCAUGAGUCCAUUGCCUACCUAUGGUUUUGGUAACACAACCCAAUUCCAUAAUGAACAAUUACAAGCUAAGAGAGCUAGAGUGGAAAAUAUUAUCCAGGGAAUGAGUAUCAUGCCAAACCCAAUAGUGUCCGGUACUCUGGAGGAACAGGACCACAAUUUUGAGAAAGGAAAGGAAAGCAGUAGACAGAACAAGAGGAAACAAAAACUUCCUCAACAGCAAAGUUUGCCAGGAAUUUCCCUAACAAGACCUCCUAGAAGCAGCAUCUCAGCAGAAGAAUUCCUUCAGCUGAAAAAACAGCUCUAUACUUUGCAACAUCAGUUGAAGCAACUUGGAGACAGGUUUCUUCAACGUGAUGAGGAAAAUGAUUCUAAUCCAAGCCAAGAAAGUAUAGAGAGAACUAUGGGCUUGUUGAAGAUGUAUAGUGGAAAGAUAGACACCAACAGUCAAGUGUUGUGUUGCGACCAGCAUAAAGAUUGUUUAUGGAAAAGCACACCCAGAGUAAGAGACCUUGUGCUGUCAGAGAAAGAAGAUACAGGCAUUCAAAAUUUGGAAGAAAAAACACUUUCAGAAAUAUUAAAACAAGAAUUAACACAGGUAAUGACACACGCUGUAGAUUCAGUUUUGAAAAAGAUCUUGCCUAAAUCAUCAAGCCUUCCAUCUCAGUUGCCCAAUAAUUCCAUAGGGACAGCUGUUGGAAGAAAUAUACCCAGUAAGUGGCUGCCUAAGAUUUCUUCUCCUAAAGGUCCUAUAUCAUUAAUUGCAGAAAAAUCUCUAGGCUUUCCUAUUGACCCCAUCCAAACAAAAAGAGAGAGAAAACUUUGCCAGGCACCAGAGAAUUUUCCCUUGAUCUUGACCUCUGAAGUUCAAGAAAAUGGCAUUCUUAGUCAAAUGUUAUUCUGUGGUCAAAAAGGCCAUUGGAACAGUCCUCCAAGAAUGGUAUCUCCUGAGUCUUUAGAAGUGCCAUGGCAACCAAUCAAACUCAAACCAUCAGGCAUGAAACAACAAUAUCCACCGCGCUUGGAAAGUUUGGCUUCUCUUCCUUCUACAAAUCCAAUGCUUGCUGAAAUGCAUGCAAUGGUGGAUGGAGUGUACUUCUCAGCAAGAAAUAUAUCCUUUAGAGAAUAAAUCCAGGAAGCUUUGACCCCAGGCCAUCUGAAAAAGGCUAAACUGAUGUUCUUCUUCUCGCGCUAUCCCACAUCUUCCCUGUUGAAAGCUUAUUUUCCAGAUAUACAGUUUACUCGCUGUAUCACCUCCCAGCUCAUCAAGUGGUUUAGCAAUUUCCGUGAAUUUUAUUACAUCCAGAUGGAAAAAUUUGCAAGACAAGCUCUCUUGGAAGGAAUCACUGAACUCGGUGAUCUUAUCGUUACCAGGGACUGUGCUCUCUUCCAGAUCCUCAAUGUCCAUUACAACAAAGGGAAUGAUUUUGAGGUUCCUGAUGGUUUCUUGGAUGUUGCCAGUCUGACCCUUCAGGAAUUCUUUAGUGCUGUCAGAGCAGGGCGGGAUUUGGAUCCUUCCUGGAAAAAACCAAUUUACAAAAUAAUUUCCAAGCUUGAUAGUGAGAUCCCAGAUGUAUUUAAAUCCUCUAAUUGCCCUAAGGAAUUUACCCAAGAUUAAUGUACAGUGAUCAUGGCAUGUGAUUGAAAUGAUUCUACAUUUACUGUUGUGUAAGUUUUGACUGUAUACUAAGGCAACAAUUGAAAUCUGAAUCAACAGAGAAAGUACGAUCAAUAUUCUAAUAUUUUAUAAAUAUAUGAAAGGAACAUUUUGGGACUAUAUACAGAAACGUUUUCGGGUGUAUCCCUUAGUUGUAUGUUUUAUUACUUAUUUAUUAAGCAAACUAUAUAAGCAGACAUAUAGCUGCCUGUCUACCAAAAGGAACACUUUGCAGUAACAGAAUAUAGUACCGUACAUUAAAAAGACGA
This is a messenger RNA of Thamnophis elegans (Western terrestrial garter snake), 3369 nucleotides long. RefSeq names its product prospero homeobox 2 (gene PROX2). Gene Ontology annotation, cellular component: nucleus. The transcript is spliced from 5 exons. Lineage: Eukaryota; Metazoa; Chordata; Lepidosauria; Squamata; Natricidae. Gene Ontology annotation, biological process: regulation of transcription by RNA polymerase II. The record is from RefSeq and is a predicted model, not a curated record. Gene Ontology annotation, molecular function: DNA-binding transcription factor activity, RNA polymerase II-specific; RNA polymerase II cis-regulatory region sequence-specific DNA binding.